Messenger RNA from Arabidopsis arenosa, 1991 nucleotides. Lineage: Eukaryota; Viridiplantae; Streptophyta; Magnoliopsida; Brassicales; Brassicaceae. The record is from the annotation of a GenBank genome assembly.
AAUCCAUCUGGCGAACAUUAUUUCGCUUGAUGCAAUUAAGUUACGAUCUUUCCUCUCUGGCUCGUCGGAAUUUGAGCUAGUUUAGCUAAAGUUUCGAUCUUUCUUCUCUGGGUCGUCGGAAUUCGAGCUUAAAAUCAUGGGAAAUUGUUUUGCCAAGAACCAUGGAUUGAUGAAGCCGCAGCAAAAUGGGCAUACCACUAGAUCAGUUGAAGUAGGAGUGACCCAUCAAGAUCCACCGUCGUAUACUCCACAAGCGAGAAGCACUCAGCAGCCGGAGAAACCAGGUUCCGUGAAUAGUCAACCACCACCGUGGAGGGCGGCGGCAGCAGCACCAGGAGCAAGUCCCAAGACCACCACUAAGAGCAAUUCUAUACUAGAGAACGCUUUUGAAGAUGUGAAGCUGUUCUACACAUUGGGUAAAGAGCUAGGUCGUGGGCAAUUUGGGGUAACGUAUCUGUGCACAGAGAAUUCAACGGGGAAGAAGUACGCUUGCAAAUCGAUCUCGAAGAAGAAGCUGGUGACGAAAGCUGAUAAGGAUGAUAUGAGGAGAGAGAUUCAGAUAAUGCAGCAUUUGAGUGGGCAGCCUAAUAUUGUGGAGUUUAAAGGAGCUUAUGAGGAUGAGAAAGCUGUGAAUUUGGUGAUGGAGCUUUGUGCUGGUGGUGAAUUGUUUGAUAGAAUCAUUGCUAAGGGACAUUACAGUGAGAGAGCAGCUGCUUCUGUUUGUAGACAGAUUGUCAAUGUGGUCAAGAUUUGUCAUUUCAUGGGUGUGUUGCAUAGAGACUUGAAGCCUGAGAAUUUUUUGCUUUCUAGCAAAGAUGAGAAGGCUUUGAUCAAGGCUACUGAUUUCGGCUUGUCUGUCUUCAUUGAAGAGGGAAAAGUAUAUAGAGAUAUUGUUGGGAGUGCAUACUAUGUUGCUCCAGAAGUCUUACGUCGCAGAUAUGGGAAAGAAGUUGAUAUCUGGAGUGCUGGAAUCAUCUUAUACAUUCUACUCAGCGGUGUGCCCCCGUUUUGGGCUGAAACCGAGAAAGGAAUAUUUGAUGCUAUAUUGGAAGGCCAUAUCGACUUUGAGAGCCAACCAUGGCCGUCAAUCUCCAACAGUGCCAAAGAUUUGGUACGUAGAAUGUUGACUGCGGAUCCAAAAAGGCGUAUUUCUGCUGCUGAUGUUCUUCAGCAUCCAUGGCUUAGAGAAGGUGGAGAAGCAUCAGACAAGCCAAUUGACAGUGCUGUUCUCUCAAGGAUGAAACAAUUUAGAGCAAUGAAUAAGCUAAAGAAACUGGCUUUAAAGGUCAUAGCGGAGAAUAUUGACACGGAAGAAAUCCAAGGAUUGAAGGCAAUGUUUGCUAACAUAGACACAGACAACAGUGGCACAAUCACGUAUGAAGAACUGAAAGAAGGAUUAGCCAAAUUGGGAUCUAAACUCACAGAGGCAGAAGUGAAGCAGCUCAUGGAUGCUGCUGAUGUUGAUGGGAACGGGUCAAUCGACUACAUAGAGUUUAUCACCGCAACAAUGCAUAGGCACAGGCUUGAAAGUAAUGAGAAUCUUUACAAAGCUUUCCAGCAUUUUGACAAAGACAGCAGCGGAUACAUUACAAUAGACGAACUGGAAUCUGCAUUGAAGGAAUAUGGAAUGGGAGAUGAUGCAACAAUCAAAGAGGUUCUGUCAGAUGUCGACUCGGAUAACGAUGGUAGAAUCAACUAUGAAGAGUUCUGCGCAAUGAUGAGAAGUGGAAAUCCACAACAACAACAACCGCGGCUGUUCUAGGGGACAUUGCUCCUAGAAGUCUUUUUGUUUGUAUCUAAUCCAGAAUGUCAGGAGCUGAAUUAAUGUUUUGUUCAGACAAAAACCAAGAUACUCAAAACUCUGAUUGUUUGUAUUUUGUUCUCCUGCUUUGUCCUUUGUGUUCUGUACUAAGGCUGUUGUGAUAUGAGAGAAAGAGAUGUUUCAUUUUUAAUGUUAAGAUUUUGAUUCUUCCUGUCUUAACAUUUGACCU